CGCAGCUUUCACAUACGUGCAAGCAGACAUGUACAUUCCCUGGUGAAGAGAGGAAGUUUCCUGCUCCAUUCAAAACAAGAACUCCUGCUGGAGCCAGCCGAGGUAACGAUGCUCCUCAAGGGCUUGUUUCUGGCCCUGCUCCUCCCGGCCCUGGUGCAGGCUCAGUAUGAGAUGUACAGCUUUAAAAGUUUCCCCCAGAAGGACAUCAUGCCGCUGGACUCCUCAUACAACUACGCACUGGAACAGUACGGGGCCGAGAACUGGGCAGAGAGCAUCAAGUUCUUGGAGCUCAGCCUGAGGCUCCACCGGCUGCUGCGGGACAGCGAGGCGUUCUGCAGCCGCAACUGCAGCUCCGUGAGCCGGGACAACGGCUCUGUGUCCGCCGACAGCAGCCUCCGCGUUGUGCGCCACAUCCUCCUGAGGGCUGCGUGCCUUAAAAAGUGCAAGGCAGAUUUUCCAGUGUUUAAAAUCUCAUACCCACGGAGGGAUUUACUGGAAAGUUUCGAGAAAAGAGUACCGUAUCGGUACAUACAGUAUGCACAUUACCAGAUGAACAACUUGGAGAAGGCCGUGUCAGCGGCUCACACCUUCCUGAAGAAGAACCCAACUGAUCCCUAUCUGAUCAAGAACAUGAACUACUACAAGACACUGUUUGAUGUGGAGGAACAUCUCAUCGACCAAGAGGAGCAGCCGUAUGAAAGUGUUUUCGUCAAAAGUGUGACGCUUUACAACAGCGGUGACUUCAGCAGCAGUGCCCAAAACAUGGAACAGGCCAUCACGCAGUACUUUGAAGUGUACAGUCUCUGCUUGGCAGGCUGCGAGGGCUCAUAUGAGAUUGUGGAGGUCAAAGACUUUUAUCCCACCCUGGCAGAUCUUUACACUAAUGUGCUGAAAUGUAAGGUACAAUGUGAAGAGCACCUGAAGCCCAACGUUGGAGGCUUCUUUGUGGAGAAGUUUGUCGCCACCAUGUAUCAUUACCUCCAGUUCUCCUAUUAUAAAUUGAAUGAUGUAAAGAACGCUGCUCCGUGUGCAGCCAGUUACAUGCUGUUCGACCGUAAUGACCAGGUGAUGCAACAAAAUGUAGUGUACUAUCGCUUCUACCGGGAGCAGUGGGGACUCGAGGAAGACGACUUCCAGCCUCGGCCUGAGGCCCUGAAGUUCUUUAACGAGACAACCAAGCAGAAAGAGAUGCUGGAGUUUGCACUGAACUACCUACAGACUGACGAUGAGGACGAGGUGAGUCCAGAAGAAACGGCCUCCCCUCACACGCCGCACUCUGACGCUGAGUUCGAGGGGAUGGGAGACUACGAGGAGGCCUUCCUGGCUGACUGGUGGCAAGAACCCAAAACUAAGUGGGACGCAGGGGAGGUUUCAGACUGACCUGGCUUCCUGUGCAGAACACUUCUUCAUUUGGCUCUAUUCCACCUUUAAUGGCGACAAACCACAGGAUGCUGACCUCCAUGCACACAGACACUGACAUGCACAACAGUAUUUUGCAGAGAAAGCACAACUAGGCUGUGUACUUUCAUCCAGCUGAAGAAUAAAACGACAAAUAUAUCCAUCAUGUUGAUAAGGAAUCAGAUUGACAUAUUGUGUCUGGGCUGCCAUCAGCCUUUUUAAACUGUUAUUGUUUUAUUAAUAAUUGGCCUCUAUUCCAAUACCUGUCAAGGACUUUUAUGCAGUUUUUAUUUAAUAAAAGCUGAAUGCCUCUGUGCGGUGA
This is a messenger RNA of Notothenia coriiceps (black rockcod), 1720 nucleotides long. RefSeq names its product prolyl 3-hydroxylase family member 4 (inactive). Bases 109 to 1380 code for a protein of 423 amino acids. Gene Ontology annotation, cellular component: endoplasmic reticulum. The record is from RefSeq and is a predicted model, not a curated record. Gene Ontology annotation, biological process: peptidyl-lysine hydroxylation; collagen fibril organization. The transcript is spliced from 7 exons. Gene Ontology annotation, molecular function: collagen binding; protein binding. NCBI's taxonomy places the organism in Eukaryota, Metazoa, Chordata, Actinopteri, Perciformes, Nototheniidae.